CACACACACACACACACACACACAAUCCUUACGUGGGAGAAUAAUAAAACGCACAUAAAAUGUUAGGUCAGUUUUAGGUCUCGUCCUGUCGUGGGAGCAGCUAAUAUUUGGCAUUGUAUGGAAAACUGGAAAACCCCUGAGAAAAUGAAAUUGAAAGUAAAGUGCAGGGAAAGACUGGGGAAUACCUUUAUUUAGACCUGAUCUAUCUGCGGAAAUACACGCCGGAUAAAAAUCGAUUUAGUUAUAAACACGAGCGCUUUGAAUCUGAGGCGCCAUUGAAUUAAUAGCGACACUUCAGCGGUUCAUACACAGGCUACAUUAUGUCCAAACUUUUGGUGGCUGCUCUUGCUGUGUUCUCGGAUUUGGUCAUGGUCUAUGUGCUGGACUUGGUAGGCACACACUUGAGAGGUGAAGUGAGGAGUUUGGAUGGUGGAGCUGACUUGGUGAGGCAGUGGACUGAGGCUGUGCUGAGAUGCUCAUUGCUCUGCUCAGUCUUCUACUGGAGUGAUGUGAGAGGGCAGCUGAUGAAGAGAUGGGUCAUGGCCCACUGUUUUAUCACUCCUGUGUAUGAAACAGGUCGCUUAACUCUGUUAGGUAUCUGGCCGCUGGAGAAGUUUGCAAUGUGGCUGGUCAGCAGUGUGGCUGCUGCUUUGGGAUGCCUGUUUUGGGAGACGCUCUUACCAGAGUCUAAUGGGGAAAGCAGCAGCAAAGAGAAGAAGCAGAAAGCUCGAGUGCUCUUCAUGAGAGUGAUCCGCUUCUACAGACCUGACUACCUGUUCUUAAUCACGGCGUCUGUCUUUCUAGCCCUAGCUGUCCUUUGUGAGAUGUUUAUUCCACUGUACACAGGAAAGUUGAUCGAUAUCCUGCAGACCAAGUACAGCUGGGAUACAUUUCUUUCAACAAUAAUAUUAAUGACGUUUUUCUCUUUUGGAAGUUCUUUCAGUGCAGGCUGUCGAGGAGGCCUCUUCACGUGUGCUAUUGGCAGCUUUAUUUGCAGAGUGAAGCAUCGACUCUUCAGCUGCUUGCUUAAACAGGACAUUGGCUUCUUUGAGACUACAAAGACAGGUGACAUCACAUGCAGACUGUCCACAGACACCAAUCUCAUGGCCCAAGCUGUAGCCCUAAAUGUGAAUGUCCUUCUGCGAACCCUGAUUAAGACCCUGGGGAUGCUGUACCUAAUGUUUAGCCUCUCGUGGAAGCUCACUGUACUGACGCUGAUGGAGACGCCUUUGACUGGCCUUCUACAGAACAUCUAUGACACACAUUACCAGAGUCUCUCAAAGAAGGUGCAGGACUCCAUAGCAAGGGCAAAUGAUGCUGCGGGAGAGGCUGUGUCAGGCAUCAGGACAGUAAAGAGUUUUAACGCAAAGCAGAGUGAGAAGGGUCGCUAUGAUGAGCGGCUGAUGGACACACAUAAUAUAAAGACUCAGCGGGACACAGUCAGAGCAGUGUACCUGCUGGUGAGAAGGCUCAUAGAGUUGGGAGUGAAGGUGGCUAUGUUAUACUAUGGUCGCCUGUUUAUAACGUAUGGACAGAUGACCACAGGAAAUCUGGUCUCAUUCAUCCUCUACCAUUCAGAUCUCGCGGACAACAUUAGGACUUUGAUUUACAUAUUUGGAGACAUGUUGAACUCUGUGGGUGCUGCUGGGAAGGUGUUUGAGUACCUGGACCGCAAGCCUGAAGUGAGCACAGAUGGGACCCUGGAGCCAGAGGAAUUGAAAGGACACAUCAGCUUCCAGAACAUCACAUUCUCAUAUCCAACACGUCCUGACCGCAAUGUGCUGGAGGACUUCAGUUUGGAGCUGAAGCCCGGUAAAAUGACUGCCCUGGUAGGGAUUUCCGGUGGUGGGAAAAGCACUUGUGUCAGUCUGCUACAGAGGUUUUACCAGCCUCAGCAUGGACAUGUCCUACUAGAUGGACAGCCUCUGCAGAACUACCAGCACAAAUACCUGCACAGCAAGAUUGUUGCAGUGGGCCAGGAGUCUGUUCUCUUCUCAGGUACCAUACGGGACAAUAUUGCUUACGGAUUGUCAGACUGUUCAAUCAAGAGAAUUGAGGAAGCAGCACGCAAAGCCAAUGCACAUGAAUUCAUCUGCCAGUUACCGAAAGGUUAUGACACAGAUGUAGGAGAACGAGGAAGUCUUCUUGGGAGCAGUCAGAAGCAGCGCAUUGCGAUUGCCAGAGCUCUAAUCAGACAGCCACAGGUUAUAUUACUGGAUGAGAUCACAAGCUUUCUGGAUCCUAAAAGUGAACAAAUGGUCCAACAAGCUCUGGCCAACUGCCCCAACCAGACUUUACUGGUGAUUGCACACAGACUGAAGACCAUUGAAAAGGCGGACCAGAUUAUUGUGAUUGAUCAGGGGGUGAUUGUGGAGCAAGGCAGUCACCAGGAACUUAUGGAGAAGGAGGGAUAUUACUACAAAAUGAAAGAAAAACUCUUUACUGAAAAUAACAGUAACAGUUAAUGUGAAAAAAAGACCUGCAAGUCUAAUCUUAAAAAUUGGAGGUGUUGAUCAGUAUACAGUAUAACCGUAAUCACAUUGUAAUUGAUGCUUUUGGCAUUCAGGAUUGUUUCAGACGUUUUCUGAGCUACACUGUGAUCUUACUUGGUCAAUAUACUGUACAAAAAGUAUAUUUGCAUGUGUUAAAAGUUGUAAAUAAUGGUGAUAAAUUAAAUAUUUUGAUGGAGUUAGAUUUAUUUAUAUGAAUGGGCAAUAUUGGAGAAAGCAAAACACAGCAAAAAUACACCAGAUUUGUUCAUUUUUUGGGAAGUGGGAUAUUUUUCGUUUUUUUAUUAGAUAAAAGAAAUUAAGUGUUUUAAUUAACUGUUUACCAUUUAUUAGCAGUGACAGCAUUAAAAUCUCUGCUUUCAUUAUAAAAUCACAUCCUGGUGUGUUAUGGAGUUUUAUAUUGGUUCUGCAAUUUGUAGAAGCUACUUGUCUCUCAUAAAUGACUGUUAUAGCUGCACCUUAGCUGGUCAAUCUCUUCUCCCACUUGAAAUUUCUUCAAUAAUUUCACAUUUUUAUGAAAGUUUCAUAUUAUUCAGUUGUAUUUGAUGGGUUUUUUUCCCCCCCACCUGUCCCCAAUAUUUCUUUCUAUCCUAUUAGUGUGUAUGCUAGGCAAUGAACACAAGUCACUCUGACAUUUCUACAAUGAAUAAAUAUCACAUUUGCUAGUG
Messenger RNA from Ictalurus furcatus (blue catfish), 3178 nucleotides. RefSeq names its product antigen peptide transporter 2. The record is from RefSeq and is a predicted model, not a curated record. Gene Ontology annotation, biological process: transmembrane transport. Lineage: Eukaryota; Metazoa; Chordata; Actinopteri; Siluriformes; Ictaluridae. The transcript is spliced from 11 exons. Gene Ontology annotation, cellular component: membrane. Bases 321 to 2465 code for a protein of 714 amino acids. Gene Ontology annotation, molecular function: ATP binding; ABC-type oligopeptide transporter activity; ATP hydrolysis activity.